AUCGCUGUCAGUCCGCUGUUGGAAAGGAAACCGUGCAAAUCUUCGAGUUCCUCGUCUCCACCACGCUGCAUUUAAUUUGCAAACAAAUACUAGGUCAUAUGUUCUAAAUUGCAUGUAAAUUUGAACAAUUUCUGUAACAUUGUAAGAACAAUCAGUGUUUUUGAGUAUGGUGCUAUCAUUACCGGUGUUGGGAGGUCUGUUUACUUUUGUAGCUCUAUUGUACUACUGGGUCACAAAACAAGAUAAGAAAAUGGAGAAGUUGGAGGGUAUUAUUGCGCCAGGUCCCCGAGGUCUUCCGCUGGUUGGGAAUAUUUUCCAGUUGGAUUGGAAACAUCCUUUUAUGACAUUUGUCAAGUGGGCGGAGGAGUACGGAGACAUUUAUUCGGCAUCCAUGGGAAGCCAGAGGGUUUACGUGGUCACUGACUUGAAAAUGGUGAAGGAGAUGUUUUCUCAAGAAGUAUUUUCUGGACGGUUGAAUCCUGGACGAGGUGUCAAUGACCUCUACACCAAUGGACAAAUGCAUGGAGUGAUUAAUACGGAAGGGCGACAUUGGGAGGAUCUGAGACGAUUUACGCUCCGACAACUGCGAGACUUUGGGUUUGGCAAGAGCUCGAUGGAAGUUUUGAUCAUGGACGAGCUGACGGAAAUUUUGGAGUGGAUGAAGUCCCAGAAGGAUCUGCCCGUCACGGACGUCAAGCAGCGGAUGGCCAUCGCCGUGGUCAAUUCCUUGUGGACGGUUGUGGCCGGAAAGCGGUACAAGCACACGGAUCCGGCCGUGGUACGAUUGACGAAGGAUAUCACGGAAACUAUGGAAGAACUCGGGAAGAAAGCCGGGCCUGGGAUUAUGAUGCCGUGGUUGAAAUAUGUCGGAUUUAAGGGGGUCGAAAUGUGGAGAAACCACUUGGAGAGAAUUAAACUAAUGUUCUCCACAGUUAUGAGUGAACACAAGGAAACUUACUCGGAGGAUAGUCCGAGGGACUUUAUCGAUGUCUUCUUAAGAGAAAUAGCCUCCUGUAUAGAUGAAGAUUCCCCGUUUUUUAAGGAGGUCGGAUACCGCCAGCUAAUUGCAGUAAUCAAAGACCUGUUUGAUGCUGGAUCACAAUCUUCGUCAAUCACGCUGACCUGGAUUUUCCUCUACUUGGCUACGUUUCCAGACGUGCAGAAAAAAUUGCAGGACGAGGUGGACCGUGUCGUGGGAAAUUCGAGACAGUGCAGUUUAUCGGAUAGACCAAACCUUCCCUACGUGGAAUCCUUUCUCGCCGAGGUGCACCGUUUCACAUCCGCCGCACCGGUCGGAGUACCGCAUCGAGCCCUGGCCGACACGACGUACAAGGGAUACGCCUUCCCCAAGGGGACAGCCAUCAUGGCAAACCAGUACGGGAUCCACUACAACGAAAAGAUCUGGGGUGACCCGAGCAACUUUCGACCCGAACGAUUUCUUAGUCCGGAUGGAGCAAAGUUCCAGAAACACGAGGCGCUGAUCCCCUUUUCGACGGGGAGGAGGCAAUGCGCCGGCGAGACGUUGGCGAGGGACACGCUCUUCCUCUACACGUCCAACAUCUGCCAAAGGUUCGAGAUCAAGUUUGAUCCCAACGAUGCCAAAGCUAAUCCAGGAUUAAAGCCGUCGGCAGGAUUCAUCUUGACCCCGCAAGUUUUCAAGGUCGUUUUUAAGGAUAGGUUAGACUAAGGACUUGUUUUUAGCUAUACAGUUACCUAACUAUCCAAUGUUUUUACACACCUAAUUUUUAAUAGUACCAAUAGUUAAUUUUUCUUAGAAAAUUGGAACACACCCUUUCUGAGUGAAAUCUUGUCAAAUUAAAUUAUGACAAAAUCAAUAUUUCUACUACUUAAAAUGGUAAAAAUAUCACCUACCUACAUAUAAAUUAUAAGGCUUAAACCCUAGCAAUUUUAAGAAAGAUUAAAAAUAUUUUGAAAAUUUGAAAAUUUGACUAAAAAAGUAAUGCUUUUCGUCCCGCACUGAUCUCAUUUUAGAGUUCUUACUUCCUGAGCAAAUAUUGACAAUCGGAUUCGACCUGUUCUGCUGUCCUAACAAUGCGAUGGUGUGAAGUGUAACUCUCCGAUUUGGUUUAAAUAUUGGAAUUACAUAUCGUCGCUGUUCGUGCAAAAGUUGUCGGAUCAAAAACCAAAAGUUGUCGAAUGAAAAUGCGGGAAAAGUGUGAUACCAUGUUAUACUUAUGAAGUCUCACUUCCCCUAAAAAUUGUUUCAAACUUGUUUUGUUGAUCCGGCAACUUUUGCACGAACAGCGACGAUAUGCAGACCAAGUGAAUACAUAUAGCAUUUGCUCAGGCAGUUUGUGCGAUGGUCUAAAUAUUUGGGCUCAAAGUUGUCAUACUAAAGUAUAAUAUGUAAUAUUCACCGUAAUGACGAUAUCCAACUACAUUACCGUGUAGAUUCUUUUACCUAUUUGCAACCCUUCCUUUAUAUUUUAUCAUAGCUCUUUGUCUUUCACUGUAUUAUGCAACAUAAAAGUACGGUACUUGAAGUACCAAUUGUAAAAAAUUACACUUAAUAAACAUAUUCGUACAA
Molecule: messenger RNA, 2548 nt
Organism: Folsomia candida
Lineage: Eukaryota; Metazoa; Arthropoda; Collembola; Entomobryomorpha; Isotomidae
Product: cytochrome P450 2J6
Exons: 8
Coding region: 167-1687 (506 amino acids)
Biological process (GO): xenobiotic metabolic process
Cellular component (GO): cytoplasm; intracellular membrane-bounded organelle
Molecular function (GO): iron ion binding; heme binding; oxidoreductase activity, acting on paired donors, with incorporation or reduction of molecular oxygen, reduced flavin or flavoprotein as one donor, and incorporation of one atom of oxygen
Source: RefSeq, a predicted model, not a curated record